Messenger RNA from Penicillium olsonii, 1383 nucleotides. NCBI's taxonomy places the organism in Eukaryota, Fungi, Ascomycota, Eurotiomycetes, Eurotiales, Aspergillaceae. The record is from the annotation of a GenBank genome assembly.
AUGACUGAAAACGAGGAUCUUCUGGCUAAGAUCGGCCAACUUGCAGGCCAAAUCAAUCGACACAAGUCACAAGAGACUCAACCAACUAACACACAAUCUCAAUAUGUAUCUCGCCAUGCCCCCUCACACCAAGGAUGGGCACCUUACUAUCGAGGACGUGGUCGAGGCCGCGGUCGAGGAACAGGAGCUCCACACAGACACCGUACCCUUGUAUUGAACAACACGGGCUCUGGAUCUAGUGCUGGCGGCGCCCCUUCAGCCACCCCGACAAGCGCCUACGAAGGACCUACGCCAACUUCCGCAACCUCGACCGGCAACGGAUGGAUUGCAAAGCGCGAUCGUCAUAUGCAGCUGAUCAACUCUUCUAUUUACGAAAAGGAGACACAGGCAAGGUCUAAGGCAAUGGAGGAGACACGCAAAUUCAGGGAGCAGAAAAAGGCAGAGCGCCAACAAGCCAAGGUACUUCGCUACGCGCAGGGCCCUGGCGGUGUUGCGACAGUCACAACCUCUGCGCACGCUACAGGUGGCCAUGAAAUCAUGGUCAACGAUGUCGCUUUCAAAGUUGGACGAGGUGGCAGCAAAUUGAUUCGUAUCUCGAGUACGUACCCCUUCGACCUUGUGUUCGCAUCGAAUCGGCUCACCUUUAAAGAUGACCCUAGCACCGCCAACAACACACCCAAGAGAGUCACAGUUGCCGGCGUACCCUUCGUGCGCAGCAAGAACGGUAACUUGCACCGCCUUGGUGCCGUGGCUUCGAAGAAGCCCCACACCGCUAAGAAACGCGACGAGCUUUGCAAAAGAUUUACAACGACCGGCACAUGCUACAAAGGCCCCACUUGCCUCUUCACCCACGAUCCAAGCAAGGUUGCCAUUUGCAAGGACUUCCUUCAAACCGGCCAAUGUGCCGCAGGUAGUAGCUGUGAUCUAUCCCAUGAACCCUCCUCUCACCGUUCCCCCGCUUGUAUGCACUUCCUUAGAGGUCGUUGUGCCAACCCGGAGUGUCGCUACGCCCACAUCCGAGUGACACCAGGUGCCCCUGUCUGUCGUGCAUUCGCAACAUUAGGAUACUGCGACAAGGGAGACUCUUGUGAAGAGAAACAUGUCCACGAGUGCCCUGACUAUGCCAACUCUGGUGCCUGCAACAAGAAGCGUUGCCAGCUGCCGCAUGUUGACCGCGCUGGUCAAAUCCGCAAGGCAGCAGCAGCAGCGGCUGCCGCCGACCAGGGCGAAGAUGAGUCUGAUGCUUCUAGCGAGGAGGAAACUUACGAUGCCAUCGAUUCCGACGAUGUUGACUCAGAUGAGUAUGACGACUUUGCUGAAGAGCUGAUUGAAGGCGUGGAUAGCGGCGAAAUGUCGCAACAGCAAGAUUUCAUCGCCUUCUAA